Messenger RNA from Acanthopagrus latus (yellowfin seabream), 1083 nucleotides. RefSeq names its product tetraspanin-8-like. The record is from RefSeq and is a predicted model, not a curated record. Lineage: Eukaryota; Metazoa; Chordata; Actinopteri; Spariformes; Sparidae. The transcript has 9 exons. The coding region runs from base 221 to 904 and encodes 227 amino acids. Gene Ontology annotation, cellular component: membrane.
GGGAAACACGGAGAGGGAGAAGCACACAAGAGCAUAAUAUCAAAAUCAAAACACAAGAAGAAGACACAGAAUCAUGACAGAGAAACCGACACGCGGCGGCAUUCAACAUCUGUAACCGCGAUAUUUUCCAGCUGCAUCUGUGGCAACAGAAGCAGGAGGCACCAGUCUGAGCGAGAGAAGCUGCCGGAGGAGGAACGACGAGUCAGGAAGAACUGAAACCAUGGCUGUGAAUAAAUGCAUCAAAUAUCUUCUCUUCUUCUUCAACCUUCUGUUCUGGAUUAGUGGUUGCAUCAUCCUGGGUGUCUCCAUCUACCUGAAAGUCAGCAAGGAUGGAAAUGUGAUCACCAAUGAAUCUCUUCCGGGCAUCGACCUGAUGAUCGCCAUCGGAGUGAUCAUCAUGGUGCUCGGCUUCCUGGGCUGCUGUGGAGCCAUCAGAGAGAACCGCUGCAUGCUGCUGCUGUUCUUCAUCAGCCUCCUCAUCAUCUUCAUCCUCCUGCUGGCGGCAGGAAUCCUGGGAGCUGUGGAGGAGAAGAAGGUGAAGGACUGGAUGAAGGAACGUCUGCAGAAGUUCACCCCGCUGUCGUCUCAGCCAGCUAAUGUGAGGGAAGACCUGGAGAAACUGCAGACGGAGCUGAAGUGUUGUGGUCUGGUGAACGGACCGGCAGACUGGCAGCCAGUUCCAAACUCCUGCCGCUGCAACGCAACGGACACAGACUGCAACGGUAACGGAGUUUACAGCACGCCCUGUUCCACCAGAAUCAUCAGUCUGAUGGAGCAACACAUGGAGGUUGUGAUUGGAAUCGCAUUUGCAAUCGCCAUCCUGCUGAUCUUCGGCAUGGUCUUCGCCAUGAUCCUCUACUGUCAGAUCGGCAAGAAAGGCGAAGGCACCACAACCAACGCCUGAACACACACGUGACCGCGGCCAAUCAGCUGCAACAUGCACCAUGUAUCCUCAGUGCUUCUGUAACUCGACCUGUGCUCUUACUGUGAAGGAACACGCUGAUAUGUUUUGGUUGAAUUUGUUUUUUUUAUCUUGGAUGCACAGAAAUAAAACUGCUUGCAACACGAUCGUCUCUCCCAAAA